Ceraceosorus guamensis is the source of this 3635-nucleotide messenger RNA. Its product is annotated as RNI-like protein. Lineage: Eukaryota; Fungi; Basidiomycota; Exobasidiomycetes; Ceraceosorales; Ceraceosoraceae. The record is from RefSeq and is a predicted model, not a curated record. Gene Ontology annotation, molecular function: protein binding. The transcript has 4 exons. Bases 270 to 3341 code for a protein of 1023 amino acids.
CGAGACGGGCUGAGCAAGGCGACGACUUGGCAUCGUACACGCAAUCUAAGUGUCUACAACAUCAUUUCGAGCAGAAAGGCGUGGCAAGCUGCCUUGCUAUCACACGAGACGGCAAGGGCGGACUCUCAGCGCUUCUGGGCCUCCCACGCAUCUUGGUUUUGUUCAGCAUCGCCGCGACCAAUCACUCUCGUUUCGUGGUGCAUGUACGAACCCCAUUCAAGUUGAAGUCCGACAAAGCCCACGUACUUCGCGGUUCAGCUUUCUACGCGAUGCACGGCCCUGGCUCAUCGCGCUCCACUGCGCACUCAACUCCCAAUGACUCUAUCAAUCCGUCGCCAAGCAUCUCUCCAGCGCCCGACACCCAUCGCAUGGUGACCGACACGGCCACAGAAGGCAGCAGCAGCAGAAUUAGCCGUGCCAGUAGCAGCAGCAGCAGCAGUAUCGUACCCAGCACUAUGCAGGAUAUCGGCCAUCAGGCAGGUGAGAGCUCAGGGAGCGGGACCAGCCAACUUCGGCCCAGGCCACCUGCCUCUCCCUCGACCACAUCACAAAGCGCUGACGAUGACGACGACGAGGGCGACUUGGAUGAUGAUGAUGAUGACGAUGGAUAUGCCGGCAUCGCAUCUCGUUUUGCAGCAGCAGCAGCCGCCGCAGCGGCCACAUCCAGGCGCAACACGAUACGUGGGUCAACUGGCGCUCCGUUUGCGCUCACUGCGCCUCACGCAAUGCAAGCUCGAGGAGACGCAGGUGCCCGAAUGGGCAGCACAGGGCCAGACAAUUCAAUGGCGAGCACAUCCAUGGAGAUGGAAGACGACGAUUCUGACAUGUCCAUCGUACCAGCCAGGACGCCCAACCUUGCACAGGCAGAGCUACCGAGACCUCGCUCUUUGGCACCACAGAGUCCGACUGUCUCUCAGGACUCUUGGCUUGUAGCGCCUCCGGCAGCAGCACCCGCUCAACCCGCUCCCACCGCUUCAUUCUUGCCGCACGAGAUUCUCCUUCACGUCUUUCGCUUCGUAGCUGCUCGACCAAUGGACCUCCGCAGUUGUCUGGCUGUCUGCAAGACUUGGACGCUAUGUGGAGUGGAGCUCUUGUGGCAUCGGCCUGCCUUUAAGAAUCUUGAAGGCUUCCAAAAGUUUGCAAAGGUUCUGGCCUCCCCAACUGCUACCUUCGAGUAUGCCUCCUUUGUGCGCCGCAUCAACUUCGUCGCCAUUGCGGGGCAUCUGACAGACGAUACCUUUCGUAGCAUAGCGGCUUGCACACGAGUGGAACGCCUUACGCUUAGCGAUUGCAAGCACUUGUCCAACAAGGUCCUCGAGGAGGUGUUGACACAUACGAAGAACAUAGUCGCCAUCGAUUUGACCGGGGUCACUGGGCUCGAAGAUGGGGCUCUCAAAAUUCUCGCGGCUACUUGCCCGCGCCUACAAGGGAUCAAUCUGAGCGGCUGCCAGCAAUUGUCAUCUGAAGCUGUCGCAAAUCUCGCGAGAGCUGCGCCGCUGCUCCGAAGAGUCAAAUUGUGCGAAUGCGUAGGCGUCGGCGAUGAGGCGCUGAUUGCUCUAGCGCAGAAUUGCAGUGUGUUGCUAGAGGUGGACUUGGUGGGAUGCUCCAAGCUCAGUGACCUAUCUGCCCGUCAGAUUUGGAGUCGAGCCUUCCACCUGCGCGAGCUUCGCAUGGCUCAGUGCAUCAACUUGACGGACCUUGCUUUCCCAGCGCCUGCAUCACACCUCAGCAAAGCUCAAGCUGCAGCUGCGCGACACCAUCGGAGUCACGGCGUGGGUGGCAUCGAGUCGGCACCGGCUUCUCGAGGCGCUUCUCCCACAGGGAUUCGUAGCACCGGCCAGAAUGGCAGCGAUGGAAGCACUGCGCCGCCAAACGGUCACGACUCUAUCGGUCUGCCGCGGACAGCGACCAUGCCUGACCAUCAAGCCCCACUCACGUCUUUGGCUCCUCCCAGGAUCUUCGAACAGCUUCGCAUUCUGGACCUGACCAAUUGCAAUGCCAUCUCUGACGCCGCGGUGGAAGGCAUCAUCACGCAUGCGCCGAGGAUCCGCAAUCUAAUCCUUGCAAAAUGCACGCGUUUGACGGAUACUUGCAUCUAUAGCAUUUCGCAACUUGGCCGCAACCUUCAUCUUCUGCACCUGGGUCAUGUCAGCAACAUUACGGACCGAGCGGUGAUUCAUCUCGCAAAGACAUGUACACGCUUGCGCUACAUCGAUCUUGCUUGUUGCCCGCAGCUCACUGAUGAGUCCAUCAUCGAGAUGGCCAGCAGUCUUCCCAAGCUGCGCCGCAUCGGUCUCGUUAGGGUUACGAACCUUACAGAUCAGGCUAUCUACCAGCUUGUUGACAGGUACACCAGCCUCGAAAGGGUGCACCUCAGCUACUGCGAGAAUAUCAGUGUACCUGCCAUCUUCUACCUUCUCCAGAGGCUUGGCGGCCUGACGCAUCUCAGCCUGACAGGAGUUCCUGCCUUCCGGAAGCCCGAGCUGCAAGCUUAUUGCAGGUCACCGCCGAAGGAUUUCAAUGACCACCAACGCAGCGCAUUUUGCGUCUAUAGCGGGCGCGGAGUCAACGAGCUGCGCCGGUACCUGUCUGGCGUCUAUCUUGAGAAGCCAGAGAGACAUGAUUUUGGCGAACUCACCCCUGAAGUGCAGAGGGCACUUGCGAGCCUGUCGGCUGCUCAACACCCCCUCUUACGCUCUUACGAAGCAGCAGGUUUUGCUGUGGACCAUGCAGCGAAUUUCCGCGCGCCUUGGCCACAGGGCUCUUUGCACGAACAAGGAGCUUCGUCGCAGGGCUCGCGCUUUGAGCUCGGACCGCCUUUACCAAGGGCGAUAGCACAAGAAUGGGGUGCACGCUUGGGCCGACCAGCUCGCGAUCCCGUGAAUGCAGACACUGCUACGACGCGUGGAGAAAGGCAUCAUUUCGACUAUCGCAACCAUCAACCUAGCUAUGCCAAUCAUGCGCACACAUCAUCGGUCCCUGGAAGCUUCUACUUCUCGGACCACGUUUACAAUCAGGAGAGAGGCCAAGCUUCGACUGCUGGGCAGCCUGCCGCGGGCGCUAGCAGUUCGACGCAGACGGAGUGGUCGCCGUGGAACCCGCGUGUGGACGCUGCGCAGCCUUCACCGGGCCAUUCGACAGCUGAGUAUGGAACCAACAGGACUCCGCGACAGCAGCAGCACCUUGCUGCGCUGGAGACACCACCGAUCGAGAUGAGGCCUGCGAACGAACCUGCUGAGUCGAGCGCCGCAAGCAGGGCACGAAACGGUCAGCCACAGCGCUCCGCGGAGCUGCAACAAGCCAUCGAUCGUCUGCGCGCCAUGAGCUCGCGGCCUCCAUGAUCCAGCUCGACUCAGAAGAUCGAGGCUGUGCAUUUUGAAAGCUUCUGAAGAUCCCGGCCCGAACUAUUAAACUCCCCUGAGCGAUACGCGUACAAGACUCCAGUCCUCCCGCCCUUCUCCGCCUCCUCUCCCUCAUCAGGUAUGUCACAAGUCACUAAGCAACCCUUCCACCUAUCACAAUGUGCGGCGCCGUGUGGUGUCCAUGUAUUUCCCAGAUUGAGCUUCUCAACAAGACGAUUUCAUCACGCACUUUCAUCAGCUUCAAUCCGCAUGCACGCUCUUUGCAAAAUGACG